AUGAAUCUAACUAAACCAAAUUCAAUGGAAACAUCUUCGAAUGAUUUUUUUCUUCCAUAUCUAGAGAAACCCUCGCCUCGAGAGGAAGAAUCGGCUAAUUUUGUCUGUUAUAUUUGUAAGAAAACAUUCUACAAUGCUAAUGCAUUGCAUAAUCAUAAAACUAUGCACCAUGACUCGAGAGACUCUGGUACCGAAGACGAACAAUCUCUAUACACUACUAACGCUAGCGAUCAGGUUUUCGAUGGUAUUUGCGACUUUAAGUUUGUACCGUUAAAUAGCUGCGAAAAAGAUCCCGUAACGGAACAAGAUGGUAUUACUAAACGCACCUUUAGUGUUGAUACAAGUUAUUUGAUCAUAAGGUACGAGGGUAAUGAAAGUGUUCGUGUGAAAAGAUCGCGAUUAGACAAUAUGAUAAAAAAAAUCCAGUCGAAGCCUGAGAAGAAGCCCGUUGAUUUGCGGGGUCCCUUUACGUGUACUCUUCCUUCAACUUCGUAUCCUAGUACGCAAUGUCGACAGAUAUUUUUUAAUUGUUGCGAAUAUUCUUUACAUUAUCGGGAAGAGCAUACGAAGAGGCGCAAGGCUGCGUUGCGAUGCCAAGUUUGCGAGAAACGUUUGGACAGAAACUUGUAUCAAUCGAGUGCAGUAACAGCGCAGCUCGAGCCUCGCAACGGUCCAUCCUUUUCGUGUCGCACCUGCGGGUUCACUUUCUUAGACAGUUUUCAAUUUGACGAACACAACCGUAUAGUACAUGCUAAAAUGAAACCGCACCAGUGUAGUAUUUGCACGAAACGUUUCACGCAGUUAGGAGGCCUCCAGCAGCAUAUGCGCAUGCAUUCGGGCAUUCGUCCAUUCGUUUGUAAGUUUUGCACUAAAGCGUUCACACAAAAGGCCGGCUUGGAUCAGCAUUUGCGCACGCAUACAAAAGUGAAGCCGUUUAAAUGUAUUAUUUGUUGCAAAUGCUUCUCACAGUCCGUUCACCUGCGACAGCAUAUGCGGACUCACACUAAUAUACAGCCGUUCGGGUGUCCGAUUUGCAAAAGAAGAUUUAAGCAAAGCAGUCAUUUGAAUUUUCAUAUGCGUUCUCACUUCGGGGAGGCGAGUGCUCUAAUAAUGGAGCAGUACACCCAGGCAAUCCAGGGUCAGGGUCAAAUGGAUUACCUGAAUUUAUCUAAUGUUCAGCCCGUUCAAGAUGGCGAAACCAUAUACUACGAAGCACAGUUGACGACGAGCCCAUUAGAAAAUCCACCUACAAAUCCUUAUUUCCUUCCCUUACCCACUAACGAUGUACUGUAG
Molecule: messenger RNA, 1293 nt
Organism: Nymphalis io (European peacock)
Lineage: Eukaryota; Metazoa; Arthropoda; Insecta; Lepidoptera; Nymphalidae
Product: zinc finger protein 778-like
Exons: 4
Coding region: 1-1293 (430 amino acids)
Cellular component (GO): nucleus
Source: RefSeq, a predicted model, not a curated record